GCUCUGCAGCAGCCUUGGACUCAGCUCCAGCUAUCCCAGGGACUUCCAGCCGGGAGCUGGAGAAUGCUGCCCCGAGCAAUGCUCUCCCUGCUUACCCUGUUCUGUGUUUUCAGGGCUUCUGCUUCUGUUCUGGAUGAAGAGGAUGACUAUGACCUCAUGUAUGUGAAUCUGGAGAACGAAAUUGAAGGUCCCGUUCUGGGGACGGAGGAAACUGCUUCGUGUGACUGCCAGCGGGAGCACACUGAGUGGGACAAGCUCUUCAUCAUGCUGGAGAACUCCCAGAUGAAGGAGAACAUGAUGCUGCAGGCACUGGAUGAGAUCCUAAAGGUGGACCUGCAGACACUGAGGGCAGAGCUGACCCAGCUCACCACCCACCUGACGGGCACCUUGGCAGUGGCCCUGGAGAAAGCCACCUCCCAGAUGGUGUCACAGGUAGAGCAGGCACUUGUGAGGAAGGGUGACCACGGGGAGGAAGCCCAGAGGCUUCAGGAGUCUGAGCAAGGCAAGGUUCUCCAGCAGGUCCUGCUGCUGAGCCACAACGUGUCCAGCAGGCUGGGCCAGCUGGAGAGGGCUUGGCUGAGGAGCUCCGAGGUGGAGGCUCAGGAGACAGCUUUCCAGCACCAGAAAUCCAGUCCCGGCAGAGGAGAGAAUCUCAUUUUGAACUCUCUGUGGAAAGAGCUGCAGCAAACCAGAGCUGAACUGAAGGCAUCCCAGAAGUGGGCAGCUCAGCACUUGCUGCCAGCAGGGUGUGAAACAGCAAUUCUGUUCCCCAUGCGUUCAAAAAAGAUCUUUGGGAGCGUUCACCCAGCAGCUGGAAUGGCCCUUCACUCCUUCACUGCUUGCAUCUGGAUCAAGGUGACGGAGGCUUUGGAUAAAACUGUUGUCUUCUCCUAUGGAACCAAGUUCAAUCCCUAUGAAAUCCAGCUCUAUCUCAGCUGGGAGUCUGCAGUGCUCCUCGUUGGUGGUGAGCAGCACAAGUUAGCUGCCAAAAACGUAGUUGUUCCUGGGAAGUGGAUCCACCUCUGUGGUACCUGGAGCUCGGAGAAGGGAUCUGCAUCCCUGUGGGUGAAGGGAGAGCUGGCAGGCACUGCCCUGGGCUUUGCUGCUGCUCACACCAUCCCAGCAGGAGGGAUUUUGCAGAUUGGCCAGGAGAAGAACGGCUGCUGCGUUGGAGGUGGAUUUGAUGAAGCUUUGGCCUUCUCUGGGAAAUUAACUGGCUUCAACCUGUGGGACAGAGUGCUCAGUGCCCAGGAGAUAGCAGCCCAGAGCGGGGAGGAUGCGUGCAGCAUCAGGGGCAACGUCGUCGGGUGGGGAGUCACAGAAGUUCUGCCAUCGGGAGGAGCUCAGUAUGUCUCUUAG
This is a messenger RNA of Calypte anna (Anna's hummingbird), 1359 nucleotides long. It is a transcript of the gene PTX3, whose product is annotated as pentraxin 3. The record is from RefSeq and is a predicted model, not a curated record. Gene Ontology annotation, molecular function: complement component C1q complex binding. The coding region runs from base 64 to 1359 and encodes 431 amino acids. The transcript has 3 exons. Gene Ontology annotation, biological process: innate immune response. NCBI's taxonomy places the organism in Eukaryota, Metazoa, Chordata, Aves, Apodiformes, Trochilidae.